AUGACCGGGACGUCAUCUGAUCUGGUUGCCUGGUUCUGUUGCUCUAGUCCCCUCUGGCAAGGCUUGACUACCAAGCCUAGCAGAUGCAGCAGUGCGGUAGAUGAAAUUGAGAGCAAACCGCUCGAGAAUGUGGAUGCGGAGAGGGUUCAGAGGGUUCAGCUGGCGACCCGCCAAAAGUACGAUACGCAGACUAGGUGGCCGCUAACCGGAAUUGCGAGUCGCAUAUCCCAAACCAUGGGCCUCCACCGCGAACGCAGCGUCACAUUGCUACCUGUCUUCGAGUGGGAGAUGCGGCGCGGACUCUGGUGGCAGGCUCUGCUCAUAGACAGCCGCGCAGCACAGCUGUGUGGUGUAGCCAUGAACGCCUACUCGUAUUCUUUCUGGGACACCGAAAGUCCACGCAACCGACCUGUCGCCGUCAACGCGGGAGUCCGUGAUCGGCCCGGAGCCACGGAAAUGCUCUUCUGCGAGAUCCGAUUUGAGAUCGGCGAUUGCAUGCGUAAGUUGACAGCCAUGGAGCAUCAACCGGUGGUGGGUACCAUGGCCGAGAAGAUGAUUGCCGAAGAUCUAACUAGGAGACACCUACCUAAAGGACUGUGA
Messenger RNA from Penicillium vulpinum, 600 nucleotides. Its product is annotated as fungal specific transcription factor domain-containing protein. Gene Ontology annotation, biological process: DNA-templated transcription. The transcript is spliced from 3 exons. Gene Ontology annotation, molecular function: zinc ion binding; DNA binding. The record is from RefSeq and is a predicted model, not a curated record. Bases 1 to 600 code for a protein of 199 amino acids. NCBI's taxonomy places the organism in Eukaryota, Fungi, Ascomycota, Eurotiomycetes, Eurotiales, Aspergillaceae.